ACUGUUUUUGCUAAGUCAUCCUGGGGAUGCUCAAAGCCCCACUGGGAGACCCUUCCUGCUCCUCCUUCCUUCCCACUCCUUUAAUAGACCCUUCAGUGGGCUCACCCUACUCUGGGGCUCACUCUGCACUUGCACCAUGGCUUACAUUGCUAAGUCCUUCUACGACCUUAGUGCUAUCAGCCUGGAUGGGGAGAAGGUAGAUUUCAAUACAUUCCGAGGCAGGGCGGUGCUGAUUGAGAAUGUGGCCUCCCUCUGAGGCACAACCACCCGGGACUUCACCCAGCUCAACGAGCUGCAAUGCCGCUUUCCCAGGCGCUUGGUGGUUCUCGGCUUCCCGUGCAACCAAUUUGGACAUCAGGAGAACUGUCAGAAUGAGGAGAUCCUGAACAGUCUCAAGUACGUCCGCCCUGGGGGUGGAUUCCAGCCCACCUUUACCCUUGUCCAAAAGUGUGAGGUGAAUGGUCAGAACCAGCAUCCUGUCUUCGCCUACCUGAAGGACAAGCUCCCCUACCCUUACGAUGACCCAGUUUCCCUCAUGACAGAUCCCAAGUUCAUUAUUUGGAGCCCGGUGCGCCGCUCAGAUGUGUCCUGGAACUUUGAGAAGUUCCUUAUUGGGCCGGAGGGGGAGCCCUUCCGACGCUACAGCCGCACCUUCCCCACCAUCAACAUUGAGCCUGACAUCAAGCGCCUCCUCAAAGUUGCCAUAUAGACAAGAGCUGCUCAGCACACAGAUCUACUCCAUCCAGCCCCAGAGUGUCUUUCCUUAGGAUUCAGUGUGCCUUGACAAGACACUGCUGGACCUAAGCUGUCCCUUGGGAUCAGUUCCCUUCAUUUAAAAGCCUUGCCUUUCUGGUCUGCCUGUUUCCUUUCCCUCCCCCAACCUUCUGGUUGGUGAUUCAACUCGGGGAUCCAAGAAUUGGGUGGGCUCUGGGCCUUCACAGAAUGAUGGCACCUUCCUAAACCUGUAUGGGCGGUGUCUGAGACGUGUGAAGGGCCCCAAGCCAGCCUACCAGCUGAGUCCAAUAAAGGCCAGGUGUGGAAACGGCCAGGCUCUCUGUGUCUUCUUCCUUGACAGCCAGUAGAAGGAUGCUACAAAACUGCUGGUGGGACAGAGGAGCUGGCAGCACACAAAGGCUCGGAAGAGGGAGGCUCUGACCAAGGGAACAUCCUAAUUACUGUCUGGAAAGCAGGCCCUGGUCAAGGUCAGCAGUGGCAGUUAGAGUUGCAGGAAAUGUUAACUGUAGUAUUACUUUAUGACUCUUCUCCAGAACUGGGGAAAUGAGGUGCUAACGAGCGGUAAAGAGGGGGAAAAGACAGUGGGCCCUUUGGUUGAGAGUACUGGGAGGGUAGUUAGAGGAUUCCAGUCAGGAAGAUAUUACUACCACUGUGGGGACUGGGCCAACUAAAUAUUACCUGCACCUCGACAAAUUCCUGGGUUGAGAGUACUGGGAAGUUAGAGGAUUCCAAUCAGGAAGUGAGUACUGGGCCAACUAAAUAUUACCUGCACCUUGAGAAAUUACUGGGAAGUCAAUUUGGCCAACUUUUACUAAAAGCAAGGGGGGGGAGGGUGCAGUUACUGGGAACACAAAGAGCAC
Messenger RNA from Diceros bicornis minor, 1595 nucleotides. It is a transcript of the gene GPX2, whose product is annotated as glutathione peroxidase 2. Gene Ontology annotation, molecular function: glutathione peroxidase activity. NCBI's taxonomy places the organism in Eukaryota, Metazoa, Chordata, Mammalia, Perissodactyla, Rhinocerotidae. The record is from RefSeq and is a predicted model, not a curated record. Gene Ontology annotation, biological process: response to oxidative stress. The transcript has 2 exons.